CACGGCCAGCUGUACCAAACUGAAAAACCGUAAAAGCAAGAUGACUACCGAGCGUAAACCCAUCCUCGAAUGGCACGAUAUCAUUCUGUAUCCUGAGGAUGUUGCGCUCUUGGAUGACGGGCAAUGGUUGAAUGACGCGAUAAUUAGCUUCCACUAUGAGUGGAUGGAAAGGGAGCUGUUCAAGAAUGACCCCGCUGUGUUGUUUAUGCGCCCGACAAUGGUUGCUUUAGUUUCUCAGUCUGCAGAGCCUGUCGACGCUUUGAAAGGCGUACUUCCUCCAAACUUGAACGAACGCGCUUUUGUGUGGAUGCCUAUCAAUGAUGGAUCAGGACUCAAGGGUGGAGGCAGCCAUUGGAGUCUUCUUGUCUGGCACGCUGGAGGGAACACAUUCUACUACUUUGAUAGCCUGAAAGGAGCGAAUGUGGAGUUCGCACGGCAAACUGCCGAAAGGAUUACACCCUUACUGAAGCAGGAGGGCCAGACGGCACCAGGAUUCGAAAUCGUGAAUACCCCCCAACAAACGAAUGGAUAUGACUGUGGCAUCUACGUAUGCUCAUUGACGGGGUACAUUGGUGGCCAUCACCUCCUUCCGGCUGUGAAUAACCCUGAAAAGCUUUCUUCACCUGAAUUUGCCAAACAGGCACUCCAGGAUCCAGCCUUGAUGAGGAUUGACGACGCCGCCGUGGCGGCAGGACGUAAGUUUUUGAAGGAGACCAUCUUCAAGCUAGCAGAGAAUGAAGGGGAAGCAAAGUAGAAUAAAUUUGAGUUGCCGUAGAGGGCCACUGUAAUAAUAGUCAGACAUGGGUGUGGAUGUAGAUAUCUUUCGAAUUCAUGGGGGGAAAUAGAGAGUAGGCAUUGAAUGAUAUGGAAUGUGAGCUAGUUUUGCAAUUGAAUAAAGCUUACAGUUAUUGUAUACAAAA
Messenger RNA from Spizellomyces punctatus DAOM BR117, 920 nucleotides. RefSeq lists its product as uncharacterized. Gene Ontology annotation, molecular function: cysteine-type peptidase activity; deNEDDylase activity. The transcript is spliced from 4 exons. Gene Ontology annotation, biological process: proteolysis. The record is from RefSeq and is a predicted model, not a curated record. Bases 41 to 754 code for a protein of 237 amino acids. NCBI's taxonomy places the organism in Eukaryota, Fungi, Chytridiomycota, Chytridiomycetes, Spizellomycetales, Spizellomycetaceae.